AUGGCAAUUUCAUCCACGUCGGAAUCAGAUUGGGCAUGGCUUCCAAUGGACCUCCUCGAUUCGAUUCUGCACAAGCUGGCCUCGCCCAUUGACCAGGUUCUUGUCCUUGAUCAUAGAGGUGAGCUCCUAUCCAUUGAUGUUAAUACCAAUCAAAAGAAGAUACUUGCCACGAGAGAUUUGAGGUAUGCUGACUUGACAUAUCUGGUGGAAACAUCUGGCGGAGAUCUGUUGGUGGUACGGAGGUGUUUGGAUUCUUGGCGUGAUCAGGGUAUGACUGAUAGUUUCGAAGUGUAUAAGCUUGUGCUCGACCAUGAAAGUGGAAGGGUGGUAAAACGGGUAGAGGUGAAGAACAUAGGAGAUGAUGCAUUGUUCUUGGGAGACAACUAUUCUAUAUCUGUUUCCGCUUCUGCCUUUCUAGGCUGUCGCCCCAACUUCAUAUAUUACACCGAUGACUACAUCGAUACUAUGCCAUACUACCCUAAUGGGCCGAUUGACAUGGGUAUUUUCAAUUUGGAGGACAGAAGCAUUCAACUACACUACAAACCAAAUCCUUCCCACAAGCAUAAGUCUCCCCCAAUUUGGAUUCUACUCCCUAUGUUGUAG
Molecule: messenger RNA, 603 nt
Organism: Corylus avellana
Lineage: Eukaryota; Viridiplantae; Streptophyta; Magnoliopsida; Fagales; Betulaceae
Product: F-box protein SKIP23-like
Source: RefSeq, a predicted model, not a curated record